GGGCGGGGUCGGUCCGCCGGCCGGUCUCGUCCUUCCCCGUCAACCGGCGGUCUUGAGCCCGCCUCGCUGAUUGACAGGACUCCCCAGCCAAUCGGAAAGCCGGCUGUGGGCGGAGCUGACCAAUCAAGUUACGCCAGUGGAGAGCAAUGUCUGUUCAAGAGACCCGGCCGAAUCAUACCAUCUACAUCAACAAUCUGAAUGAGAAGAUCAAAAAAGAUGAGUUGAAGAAGUCGCUCUAUGCCAUCUUUUCCCAGUUUGGCCAGAUUCUGGACAUCCUCGUCUCCAGGAACCUGAAGAUGCGAGGACAAGCCUUUGUGAUUUUCAAAGAAGUCAGCAGUGCUACUAAUGCCCUGAGAUCGAUGCAGGGCUUUCCCUUCUACGACAAGCCGAUGCGGAUUCAGUACGCAAAGACUGAUUCUGAUAUUAUCGCUAAGAUGAAGGGCACCUACGUGGAACGUGACCGAAAAAAGGAGAAGAGGAAGGUGAAGGCUCCAGAGCCUUCUGGCACCAAGAAGGGUUCAGCACCCCCAACAGCCAAUGCUGUACCCCCUCCUGUCUCAGGUAUGCCCAUGAUGAGCCAGGCCCCACGGAUGAUGCAAAUGCCAGGACAGCCUCACUACAUGCCCCCACCAGGGAUGAUGCCACCACCUGGGAUGGCACCUGGCCAGAUGCCGCCAGGCUCCAUUCCUCCUGGCCAGAUGAUGGCUGGACAGAUGCCGCCCCCUGCUCAGACGGUGCCUGAGAAUCCACCCAAUCACAUCCUUUUCUUAACCAACCUGCCUGAGGAGACCAACGAGCUGAUGCUGUCCAUGCUUUUCAAUCAGUUCCCUGGAUUUAAGGAAGUUCGUCUGGUACCUGGCCGCCAUGACAUUGCCUUUGUGGAGUUUGACAAUGAAGUCCAAGCUGGGGCAGCACGUGAUGCCCUCCAAGGGUUUAAGAUCACGCAGUCGAACGCAAUGAAAAUCUCCUUUGCAAAGAAAUGAGGGGUCGGGAGGAUCGCACUGGUUAAUUCCGGCUUUGUUUUCAAAAGCUGCUGUUUUUAUUUUUUAAAUUGUGCAGUAACUGGUCUGUAUUAGAUUUAAAAGUUCUGAUGCUUCAGGUAAGUGUUGAAUGAGGAGGCUCCUCAGCUUCGCCCUGCCCAUCGGAUGAUUGUUCACACCCGGGUGAGCCCUUCAGCGAUGCUGCUAAGGCGAGCUUCCUGUGGUCUGAAGGCUGUUCGGAUUGCGGUGUGGGUGUUUCACCAUUGCCUUGCCCUACUCCACCCUGGGUCCAUCAAAUUAAAUAAUUCCCCCUCCCUUUUCUUUUUGAGUGAUAUCCAGGAGCAGCCAAAUCCUGACUGAAGAAAUUGGAUGGACUUUAAAUCUCCACUUAUGGUAUUAUUUUAGAUUUGGUUGCCCCUAUUUGGCUAUAUUUUUGAGUGAAUGUGUCUGACUGGCUGAGGCAAGCAACAGUUUGGCUUAAUCACACCAUAAGAAAGCUGUUCACCCAGAGUCUCAGUGACAUUGCACCUGGAGCUUUCAAACUUACUGAAUGAACCGAUGAAUAAAAAGAUUUUUUUUUUAUAA
Messenger RNA from Carcharodon carcharias (great white shark), 1565 nucleotides. It is a transcript of the gene snrpa, whose product is annotated as small nuclear ribonucleoprotein polypeptide A. The record is from RefSeq and is a predicted model, not a curated record. Gene Ontology annotation, biological process: mRNA splicing, via spliceosome. Lineage: Eukaryota; Metazoa; Chordata; Chondrichthyes; Lamniformes; Lamnidae. The coding region runs from base 147 to 983 and encodes 278 amino acids. The transcript has 7 exons. Gene Ontology annotation, molecular function: U1 snRNA binding. Gene Ontology annotation, cellular component: U1 snRNP.